Molecule: messenger RNA, 1749 nt
Organism: Penaeus indicus
Lineage: Eukaryota; Metazoa; Arthropoda; Malacostraca; Decapoda; Penaeidae
Product: signal peptide peptidase-like 2A
Exons: 12
Coding region: 79-1749 (556 amino acids)
Biological process (GO): membrane protein proteolysis
Cellular component (GO): Golgi-associated vesicle membrane; cytoplasmic side of endoplasmic reticulum membrane; lysosomal membrane
Molecular function (GO): aspartic endopeptidase activity, intramembrane cleaving
Source: RefSeq, a predicted model, not a curated record
AUGCGUGAUUCAAAGUCCACCGUCGAAUGACUGAGGUUCGUCAAGCGUUUCGGACACCAGGAGAAAACAAAAACAGUCAUGGCACCACCACGACGAGUUUCGCUCGCGGUCCUUACGUCGUUUCUUCUGCAAUUCGUCGUUCAGGUUUCUGGAGAAAUCCCAGUAUGUGGUGUCCUGAGCAGCCGGCCAAAUGCCUCCACCACAUUUACCGAGAAGCACUGCAUUGUGUAUUUCAAUAGCAUCACAACUUUAGUUGAUAGUGCAGUAUACUACCGUGUGUCUGAUGCGCUGGAAUGGAAUGUCUGCAACCAGGAUGAGCCUCCUCCAUCAUCAAUUGAAGAUCAUUACAUCUUUCUCUCCAUGGAGAACAAUUGUUCAGCCUUAGACCAGGCCAACAGGGUUCAGGACAUGGGUGGGGCCGGAACCCUUAUGGUGAUGGAGAAACUUCAGUCGCUGGCAAUGAAGACCGAAGGCUAUAACGUCACCUUGGCUUUCGUGGAUAACUCGAGCUAUGUGAAGAUCAUGAACUCAGGUGAUGAAGUGACAGUGGGACUCUACCUACCCAAAGAUUCUCCCAUCCAUUUAAGUCUCAUUGUCAUCUGGUUUCUGGCCAUGUUCUCGGUUGUUGUUGGAGCCUAUUGGUCUGGGACUGUCCGGCAUGAAUUAUAUUUAGUACAACAUGAGCAAGAAGGAGAACACAGAGAUGUUGCCCGAGAGCCAGUGUUGCCCCACGAAGAAACCUCUAUCAAUAUGACAGUGAGAAGCAUCUUGGGAUUUGUAGUCUUGAUGUGCAUCAUGCUGCUAUGUCUGUAUUUCCUCUAUGCUUAUCUGGUGUACAUCAUCAUUGCAAUGUUCUGCCUUGCCUCUGCCAUUGCUACAUAUAGCUGCCUUGACCCAUUGGUGUCAAGAAUGCCCUGUGGCACAACCAGGACUCCAUACUUCAACAUAUACAUUGUCCGUGGCACACUGAUGAUUCGCCAGAUCCUGCUUCUGAUAUUUGCCUUUGGACUGUCAAUCACCUGGGUGGUGCUAAGGAAGGAGCCAUGGGCUUGGAUCCUGCAGGAUAUCCUAGGAAUUAUGUUCAGCAUCAAUGUUUUGAGAAUGAUCCGUCUCCCAAGCCUAAAGAUCUGCACUUUCUUAUUGUGUGGCCUUGUGAUCUAUGAUAUUUUCUUUGUAUUCAUCACUCCACUUCUAACUUCGGAUGGGAAGAGCAUCAUGGUAGAGGUGGCCAAGGGAGGCCCCAGCCAGGAGCAGAUGCCAAUGGUGCUCAAAGUACCAAACUUCGACUAUGAGCUUUCGAAGAUUUGCGAUGUGCAGGAGAACUACAACCUGCUUGGUUUUGGAGACAUCCUCAUACCUGGGCUCCUUGUGUCUUUUGUGCACUCUUUCGACCUACAGGCAGACACACCUUGCCGCCUCUAUUUCCUCAUCAAUAUCAUAGGCUACGGCUCGGGGCUGGUGACCACCUUCAUCGCCCUGUGGCUCAUGAGCUUCGCCCAGCCCGCCCUGCUCUACCUCGUGCCCUUCACGCUCAUCCCCACCUUCAUCGCCGCCGCCGCCAGAGGGGAGUUCAUGGCCAUGUGGCGCGGCGACUCCGACAAGGUGGGUGGCGCCGCGGAGAGACAGCAAGCAAAGGCUGUAGUUUCCUGUAGCUCCAGCUCGGGCAGGGAGGCCUAUGACCGCUACCCUUGCCCUGCUCUUGUGGGGGGUGAGGGGGCUGUAGGCAGUCUACGCCCGACAGGAUUUUAA